CACUCCUCUCCAACUCAAGAUCUUUCAUCUUUUGUCAUGAAUAAGUUGAGAUAACCACUUGUAGACAGUUCGAAUUUGUGGGUACAAGCUUUUCUCGAUCUUGUUUGUGUGCGAAAUUUGUUAUUUUACUUCAAGAAUGUCGAACAGAAUCCUACCUCCAUCCCAACCGCUCAAGAAACCAACCCACUGUAGGAAUGGCUCGGACGAGCUUGAUGUGUUUGAAGCCGCCCGUUAUUUCUCGGGUGCCACUGAAGUUUUGAGUGGCGCCCAUAAAAGUGUUGUUAGCGGCGAAUCAAGGAAUUUUGGUAACGCUGCUACACAGAAGUAUUGCAUGAGGCCAAUUGGAAGAAUGAGUCUUGAUAUGCCAAACCAUAGAGGGAAUUCUAUUCCUUUACAAGCCAUGUUGAUGGAUCCCAUGAUGCCCAGCAGCAAAGAGAAGAAGUCCAAGCAACCAAGCUCACCAGGAGGGAAGUUGGCUCAUUUCUUGAAUUCUCUUUUCAACCAAACAUCUUCAAAGAAGUCAAAGUCAAAGUCAACAAAGGAUGAAGAUGAGAGUAGUCCUGGUGGCUGGAGGAGGAAGAGAAGGAGUAGCAUCAGUCAUUUCAGAAGUGGAAGCAGCAGCAGCACCACCACCACCACCACCACCACCACCGGCUCCGCCACCAUUAUGAGUGAUUCAAAAUCUCCUUUUUCAACCUCAACGAGCUCAGGGUUUAGAACACCACCUCCUUAUCACAUAGCAGUACCACAUACACCCACAAAGACUGCAAGCUAUAGAGACCCCAGAAGCUACUCAGAUCUCAAGACUCCUGCAAGUCAAAUUACGAAAAUACCCAUCAAUGAAAACCUCAACAAGAUUGAAACUUUCAAUAUCAAGACCGACUUUUCUGGGAGAAAGAUGAGUUUUGGAAAUGCGUUUGUGGAGAAAGUAAAGGGCUUUGAUGAAAAACAAGAUGAACGACGUCGUCAUCCUCAUAAGUAUGUUUCAAGAGAUGAUAUCAAAGAGUUCAAGAGGUUUAUUGACGAUGAAGAUGAGGGAAAUGAGAGUGAUUCAAGCUCUGAUCUUUUUGAGUUAACAAAUUGUGAUUUGGGUUAUUAUUCAAGUGGUUUGCCUGUUUAUGAAACCACCCAUAUGGAUAGCAUCAAGAGAGGUGCACCAAUCUCGAACUAAGUGUGUGAUCUCAGGUUCAAAUCUCUUGCGAUAAGAUCCUUUGUUUCGCAAUCGAACACCUUGUGAAUCAUUCGUAUCAUAUAUUUAGAUGUAGAGCUAGCUUUUUUUUUUUUUAUGUUCAUUUUCAUGUAGAGUUUUUUAAUGUUCAUCUUUUUAAUUAACGAUUUAAUUACUCCUGUUUCUAGUAAUUUAUUCAUC
This is a messenger RNA of Cynara cardunculus var. scolymus (artichoke), 1369 nucleotides long. RefSeq names its product protein BIG GRAIN 1-like E. The transcript has a single exon. Lineage: Eukaryota; Viridiplantae; Streptophyta; Magnoliopsida; Asterales; Asteraceae. The record is from RefSeq and is a predicted model, not a curated record. Gene Ontology annotation, biological process: auxin-activated signaling pathway. The coding region runs from base 137 to 1171 and encodes 344 amino acids.